UCCUCACCAUUCAAACAGAGAGGAGGUUUCCGACCACACAGUGAGAUGGGGUGCUAAAUUCGAGUUCGACUGUAAAAUGAGUGCUAAUGCUUCCACCGGUGUUCUAGAUCCUUGUUUGCUCAGGGUAUCUGUCAGAAAGGAACUGAAAGGUGGUCGUUCGUUUCAAAAGCUGGGCUUCUGUGAUCUGAACCUGGCGGAGUUUGCGGGGUCGGGGCAGACAGUGCGCCGCUGUCUGCUGGAGGGGUACGACACACGGCAUCGGCAGGACAACUCCAUGCUCCGCGUCUCCAUCCACAUGCAUAUGCGAUCCGGCGACAUCCUCUUCAAAGUACCUUCGCCUUCGCUGAAACACAAACAGCAGGCUGUGAUAAGCGAGGAGAACUCGCUGGACAGGCAUCGAGAAGACUUGACCAGUGGCUCCAUCGCCAGCACUCACCAAGGCAGUCUCACCAAGAAGAGGCCUGCUCUAUUUGGCUCGGAACUACUGGCCAGUGACCAGCCAUGUGUGAUAGGCGGAGGUCUGCUAGAGCCGGCUGACCUGGGCAUCAUAGCAGUGGUCCCCGACCCGGUGAGCUGCGACGAGCAGGCCAAUCACGAGUCAGGGCCAGGCCAAGGAGGCCACUCCCGCAACUCGUCCAACACCAGUCAGAUGAGCAAGGUGUCCGGCUACAGCUCGCUCAACAGCCAAUCGCAGCACUCCCGCCAGAGCAGCUCCGGUGACUCGGGACACAACAGAUUGAAGGCAUUUAGACUUAAUUGGAUAUCUGAAAUCGGUGCUCUAGUCUGUUGCUUCAGAUCUGGUGUGCAUUCCUAUAAUAUUGUUGGAGCCGAAAAGCCAACUGAUAUGUAUGUAAGAAAGCAGCCCAACGUGCAAUUGUUUCGCUUCAAGUACAUAAGGUCACCAUCUUGGCCGGUGUGGGCCCCGCGUUUGGCGCCCCUGCCCUCCACCCCCCUCCACUCUGCCUCCCCCACACCACUCAUCAUCCUAAACAACAAUCACAAUCAUAAAGACAAUCAUAAUAGCGCGUCACCGCCUCCCGGUGACAAGGCACGUCCGUCCACCCCGACGGGACGGUUCCGGGCGGCGGUCAACAGUCCCCGCCCGCCGCCGCCGCGGAGUCCGUCCACCCCCAUCCGCAACACAGUGUCCGGUGCUUUCCGUUUCCCCCCUUGGUCGGGACCCUCCCCCCGCGCCACCUCUUCCCCUGUCCUACUGCACCCUUCUCCUUCCUCCGCCUCACAGCCCCCCACAGUCACUUCACCAUUAGCUUCACCCUUAACAGAGGGUUGCACCUCAAGAAGUGGUGGUGAGCUGGUGAGCAGCCUUGGCGGUCGCCAGUUGUGGAUGCGCGUUAAGAUCGUUGUGUGGGCUUAUAGGAGUGUGCACCGCAAGCUGAUUGAUGUCACCAAGCUGCCGACGGUUGCUGUCAGUCCAGAUGAGGCGGCCACGCAUGCCGACGAGGCUGACGACGCUCUGUCGACGCCACCCCCACCCCUCACCAUCGUCUUGCGACGCAACAGCCAAGUGAACGCAAGCAGUGGUUCGGGAGGCAUGAGCGAGACGGGCUCACUGGACCGGGGGAAGGCGGCGUUGGAGCGGCGCAAGAAGGCGGCAGAGGAGGGGGGCUGUGGGGGCGGCGGCACGCGCAUGGAGAUCACUCGAGUCAACCCGGACUCGCUCAUCGAGCAGAUCAUCAGAGCCACCAACCUCGAGCAGACUGACGAGCUGGCUGAGACGAGUGGACUGCAACUAUUCAUCGGAAAGGACGGUUCAACUGCACUGGGCUCACAUGACGUCAAAAAUCAGAUCUCGACGGCUGGCUUCAAGCAGGUCGUCAUGGAGGAUAGGUAACGCAAGAUGCCUCCUCACACUCUCUCUCUUUCUCUCCCACUCAUCUGGAUAUCUCUCUUCCUCGGGAAGUCUUCCAACAGCGAAGCUGCUUCAAUCGGCUACUUUAUUUAAUUGUUGUUAUUAGUGAUACAGUCGGCAGCUCGGACUUAUUUUAACCAACUUUUAAAAAGGUGCCCCACUUUCCAGCCCAUGAAUUAUAAUCAUAUCAAAGGCUGAAGAAGAACCCAAAAAUGUUCACUUGUAUAUCAGUUAUAUACAGUGUGCUCACUUCGUGUACGUAUGUAUUUUUGUCAAUAGGGCAAGGUAUAGUUGUUUAGUAAGAUGAACUGAUUAACAAAUUGAUAUUUCAAACAAUUGUAGACCAAUAAUUCAAAAUUACUACUUCCCUGUUAAUCUCUCCAGGUUGAAUUCUGUCUGUCAUCCAUUUAUGUUCAUUGUUUAGUCAUUAUAAAUAAGUAAAAAUAAAAAUCUUAGUCAAUUUGUUCUAAAUCUGUGAAUGUAUGAUUUAUUAUGGCUAUCAUGGUUAAGAGACAUAGUAAUGUUGAACUGGUUUUUAGUUUUGUAUAGUAGUGUUAUCAUACCUUCGGUCCACUUUUUCGUGUUCUGUAUAGUGUACAAUUUACAUUCUGAGUAGAUGUUGAUGAGUAUUUUUUAUCCUUCAGAGUAGGCGAUGGCCGAUGGUUGUUUCGAAAAAUUUUCUUCUUAAAUUUUAUAAAAAAACUUCUAUAAAAAACUACUGGAUUGAAAGCCUGAGGCUAAGACCUAAAACUAUUCCAAAUUUCCAGAUAUUUAUUUUUAUAUUGUUGUCAAUUAGCUUCAAAUCAAUGUCUUUAAUGUUUUAUUUAUUUUUUUGAAAGGCGGAAACUAAGAAAGCCUGAAUGCAUAUUAGAGGGGAUUGGGAGGGGGCCUUCUUUGAAACUUUGAAUCAAAUAUUAGUUCUAAAUAAUGUUGGAAGUUUUUGCUGAUAAAUGAUAAGCUUAUCUGGUCCACUGUUGAAUCGAUUUACAGUCUGAAUAAAGAAAGUAAUGACUUGAACUUCCAGCCGAAAACUGUCAAAGUUUUAAAAUUAUGUGGAAUAGCUUUCUCACACAAGUCCAAGUGAGUGACAUGAAUGAUGACGUUAGAAGAUGUCACAUUGAAUAUGUUCAGUCACAUAGGCUUGCAUGAGAAAAUCAUAAUUCCACACAAUCUGGAAACGGCGAUAUUUUAUUGAAUAGAAUCUCAAGUCUCAUCUUAUUCAGAGUAUAGUCUUACGUUUGUUGAGGCACAGUAUCUGUGAAUGCCGUCUAGCUGAAAAUCAAAAUUCCUAUCUGAAGCCUACCAUAAAAUUUAUGAUAUAAAUUCUCCAAUACUUGCGCUUCUCAAUCUUUGUCCUCUACACGAGUAUUCGGCGAGCCAUUCACGUUCCAAGUCACGUGGGCAGGGAAACCAGAGCCAGUCGCUUCCGGUUUAGGUGACCGAAAAACAAUUCUAAAUCAAUUACAUUUUUACCUGUUCAGACGAGUUUACCUGAACGUAUGUGUGUCUACUUGACGAAUAUUUCAACUUAACACUAGAACGAUUAGUCUAAAAUAAUAGACCUAAAACAAUUGGAUUUGUAUAUUUCGAAAGACGUUUUCGUCGGUAUUUGCUGUUUACUACAAUAAUUAACAAGGCAAUCAGGUGAUCUUGAAAUAGAAAAAAACAGUAUUGGACGAUGUAUAUUUUCUCAACUUGAACCAUCACACAUUCAUCCUGUUGCUGUAACUGUGAGCAUGUGAGCUCUUGCCAGUAUACUGGAGAGUACCAUUGAAUGUUGCUUGGUGUACAUUACGUGAAUGGCUGACUCGAGAGAGAACAGAUUUCAAUGAUGUCAACGACAUCAUUUCAAUGAUUUCAAUCCCAACGACAAACGUUUUUCUUGCAAUUUUUCUCAUAUUCUUCCUAGGUUCUACCUAAGAAUAUAACUUCUCUUGUCUUAUUCUUUUUGAAUGAUGAAAUAUAGUCUUCAUGUUUCUUAUUAAUCGGUGGUUUCUUUACUGGACCAAGCAUUCUCCGCGUUUACCUAAACCAAAUUUUCUCUUCCAACUUCUUUUAUAUUUGCUGGUUUUAAUUUAUGAAACUUUACGUUCCAUGCUGACUUAUUAAUAACGAUUCACACAAAAAAAAUUAUUUGAGGGAUUCAUAAGGGAGGGUGAUGAGAUUAGAUGGUCAGACACCCAUGACCUUGGCGUGAUUCAAACCCACGACUACUCGGCUAGACCGUCUUGAUUAGAACACAUAACAAAACUGAACCAUAAAAUUCAUUUAAACAAUAAGUAUUGUUACAUAAUAUGAUCAUUUCGACAAUGGUUAUCUGUUUUAUUUAGCAUAAUCCUUAACUUUUAUUUAACUUAAGCAUAUCUUGGUUUAUGCAUUGAAGAUUAAUUAUUGUAAGAAUCUUUGUUCAAGCCAGCAUUUCCAAUUUUUUUCAUUUAGGUCAGUAUUUUUCAAUCGAUGCAAUUUUCCUGUAUUUCGAGCCGUUUCUCAACUGUAUUCCUACCUACAUAAUUUAUAAAAUAUGUCAAUAUAUGUUAUAUUAAAACUCUAACUUGAUUACUCCAAUAAGCAAUAAAAAUCAUGUAACUUCUGUCUUGAAAACGGGGGUUCAAGCUUUCAAAUACAACAUUACAAAGUUCAAUAGAAGUUCCAAAAUAUUAUAAUUGAAUGAAUAAUUAUUUUAAAUAAUAUACAAUAAAUAAAAAAUACCCUGGAGGGGGUGGAUUAUUUGUGAUAGAAUUUUUGUAUCAAUAAUGUUCAAUUUUGAUCAUUAUUUUUUUGUGCAUGUAUAAAAUAGAUUUAAUUUUUUAUUUAUUCAUGAUUGAAUAUAAUACUCAACUUUCUCUAAUAAUUAAUUAACCUCAUGAUAAUUGACAUGUACGUCAAAAUUAAAGUAACGUUUUUACCAAGAUUUUGGCUGCACAACAUUACUGCAAUAUUUUCUUCGAUGCCAAACCAAUAAAGCUGAAGUAACAUUAUUUUAAAGUUGAUUAUUGAAGGUUAAAAUGCUCAAUAUGUUGUUAAAAUAUAACAUAUCUAUGUUCUCUAUGCUAGAACAACAAUCAUAAAUUAGAUUUUGAACUUCAUUAAUACAGUACCCCUUAGAAAGUUGAAUUGAAAUAUCGUAAUUAUAUCACAUUACCUAUUUAUUAUUUUUGAAUCAAAACCAAAAAAAUUAGAUGCAUUAUCAUUUUUAAAUUAUCGUGACUGCUGGUUUGAAUUGUUGGCUUUAAUAAUUUACCCUGGAGGAAGUGGAUUAUUUGUGAUAAAAUUUCUGUAUCAAUAAUGUUCAAUUUUGAUCAUUAUAUUUUUGAGUAUCUAGAAAAUAGAUUUAAUUUUAUAUCUAGUCAAAUAAUAGGAGCCAUGUAAAUAUGCUGUUGCAAGUUUCUUUCUUCGACUUUUUUAUUUAAAUAUUAUUAAAAAGUAUUAAUAAUUUUA
This is a messenger RNA of Nilaparvata lugens (brown planthopper), 5308 nucleotides long. RefSeq lists its product as uncharacterized. Lineage: Eukaryota; Metazoa; Arthropoda; Insecta; Hemiptera; Delphacidae. The record is from RefSeq and is a predicted model, not a curated record. The coding region runs from base 77 to 1852 and encodes 591 amino acids. The transcript is spliced from 10 exons.